Molecule: messenger RNA, 1881 nt
Organism: Felis catus (domestic cat)
Lineage: Eukaryota; Metazoa; Chordata; Mammalia; Carnivora; Felidae
Gene: MTCH1
Product: mitochondrial carrier 1
Exons: 11
Coding region: 20-1669 (549 amino acids)
Biological process (GO): positive regulation of apoptotic process
Cellular component (GO): mitochondrion; membrane
Source: RefSeq, a predicted model, not a curated record
GACCUCGCCGCCCGGCGCCAUGGGGGCUUCGGACCCGGAAGUGGCGCCCUGGGCUCGCGGCGGUGCCGCGGGGAUGGCGGGAGCCGGAGCAGGAGCGGGAGCUCGCGGCGGAGCGGCGGCGGGGGUCGAGGCUCGGGCUCGCGAUCCGCCGCCCGCGCACCGUGCACACCCGCGCCACCCUCGACCCGCGGCGCAGCCUUCCGCCCGCAGGAUGGACGGCGCGUCCGGGGGCCUGGGCUCCGGGGACAACGCCCCGACCACCGAGGCUCUUUUCGUGGCGCUGGGCGCCGGUGUGACGGCGCUCAGCCACCCGCUACUCUAUGUGAAGCUGCUCAUCCAGGUGGGUCAUGAGCCGAUGCCCCCCACCAUCGGGACCAAUGUGCUGGGGAGGAAGGUCCUCUAUCUGCCCAGCUUCUUCACCUAUGCCAAGUACAUCGUGCAGGUGGAUGGGAAGAUAGGGCUGUUCCGAGGCCUGAGCCCCCGACUGAUGUCCAAUGCCCUCUCCACUGUGACCCGGGGCAGUAUGAAGAAGGUUUUCCCUCCGGAUGAGAUCGAGCAGGUCUCCAACAAGGACGACAUGAAGACUUCCCUGAAGAAAGUGGUGAAGGAGACCUCCUACGAGAUGAUGAUGCAGUGCGUGUCCCGCAUGCUGGCCCACCCCCUGCACGUCAUCUCAAUGCGCUGCAUGGUCCAGUUUGUGGGACGGGAGGCCAAGUACAGCGGCGUGCUGAGCUCCAUCGGGAAGAUUUUCAAAGAGGAGGGGCUGCUGGGAUUCUUUGUCGGCUUAAUCCCUCACCUCCUUGGAGAUGUGGUUUUCUUGUGGGGCUGUAACCUGCUGGCCCACUUCAUCAAUGCCUACCUGGUGGAUGACAGCGUGAGUGACACCCCAGGGGGGCUGGGAAACGACCAGAAUCCAGGUUCCCAGUUCAGCCAGGCCCUGGCCAUCCGGAGCUAUACCAAAUUUGUGAUGGGGAUUGCGGUGAGCAUGCUGACCUACCCCUUCCUGCUGGUCGGUGACCUCAUGGCUGUGAACAACUGCGGGGCCAGCUUUUCCGUGGCUCCAGCUUGCUCUUCCGCCGGGUGUCCUCAGGAUCGUGCUUUGCCCUGGAGUAACCUGAAUCGCCUGAAGAAACAUGCUGCGUCAGCCCGGCCACCGGGGGUGGGGCCUGACCGUGUCGGGCACCUGUCAGAUGAGUCCAACCCAACGACACCUAGAUGUGCUCCAGCCAGCUGGGCUUCGGUUUCCAUAUUUACCGUGCGUCUGUCCAGAAGUGGGGGUUGGGUGGGGGUGAGGCUGCACCCAGUGGAUUGGUUACCUGUUAGGUCCGGGGAGGGUGGGGCAGGCCUAGGGCAUUCGGGCACAGGACCCUUCCUUCACUCACGUGCCAAGUUGCCUUGUGAAGGGGGCCAGAGAAUGGCUAGUGGAGGCCCAGGUAGGAUGGGAAAAGGCUCACGGGGUCAGCUCCCACCCCCCCCCCAUACCCACGUCCGCCCCAGCCUCAUCCUGCGCCUCAGCUGGGAGCGUUGCCCCCCCUGCUUUGUAAAUACGGCGGGAUCCGCUUUCGUGAGGCCGCCAUCACGUCUAGGCCUGUGCGAGAAAGCCCUUGCCACGUUCUGCCUUCGUUCUUCCCAACACUACUUUUCUGAUGCCAAGGCGGGCACCUUCUGAACGGGAAAUCGUGUGACUGCUCAGAAUGUGUCUCCCUCAUCAAAUGCUCGUCGGUUUAAUGGUGACGCCUCACAUGCAGGAUCUGGUUACCUGUGCAGUUGUGAACACCCAGAAGUUAGGCAGGUCAGUGUCUCUCGUACUAUUCGGUUUAAAAGUUCCCGAUAAGAUUUGACCUUUUCUCCCUCAAAUAAAUGUAUCGGUGGUGAUUUGGA